Benincasa hispida (wax gourd) is the source of this 1661-nucleotide messenger RNA. RefSeq lists its product as uncharacterized. Gene Ontology annotation, biological process: transmembrane transport. Gene Ontology annotation, molecular function: transmembrane transporter activity. Gene Ontology annotation, cellular component: membrane. Lineage: Eukaryota; Viridiplantae; Streptophyta; Magnoliopsida; Cucurbitales; Cucurbitaceae. The record is from RefSeq and is a predicted model, not a curated record.
UAUUCAUCUCUUUCCCUUUCACUGUAAACUUGGGUAUCAGUUAGUUUUUGUUCUUAUCGAACAGCCAUUUUAUCUCUUUUUUCAGAACAAUACUCAACACACACUAUUUCCUUUUCUGCAAAAAUCGCCUAAGAUAUUUGUAUUGAUUUAUCUUUAUUGAUGCUCAGACGGCAAGAUUUUUGGGUUUGAAGAUGCAUUUUGCGACAUGGAAAAGUGGGUUUGGAGAGCUGAGGCCUUUGAUUCACUUGUUAUUGCCUUUAUGUGUUCAUUGGAUUGCUGAAGAAAUGACUGUUUCUGUUCUUGUUGAUGUUAUCACUAAUGCUCUUUGUCCUGGAAACCCCACUUGCCCUCAAGCUAUUUACUUCAAUGGAACUGAGCAAACGGUUGUUGGAAUUUUCAAAAUGGUAGUUCUUCCACUGCUUGGUCAGCUUGCGGACGAGUAUGGUCGAAAACCUUUACUACUACUAACAGUAUCAACUAGCAUAUUUCCUUUUGCAUUGCUUGUUUGGGAUCAAUCCAAGGGUUUUAUAUAUGCUUACUAUGUGCUUCGUGCAAUAUCAAAGAUACUGAGUCAAGGCAGCAUAUUCUUCAUUUCUGUUGCAUAUGCCGCGGAUCUUGUACAAGAAAGUAGGAGAGCUGCAGUAUUUGGUUGGAUCACUGGCCUUUGUUCUGCUUCCCAUGUUAUUGGGAAUAUGCUAGCACGGUUUCUUCCCGAAAAGUACAUUUUUGUGGUCUCAAUAGUUCUUCUGAUCUUUUGUCCUAUCUACAUGUAUUUCUUCCUGCACGAAACGGUAAAACCAGUGCCAAGGAGUGAUGAACAACUCAAUUGCUUAUCAAGGAUGAUCAAUGUUCUCAAUAGACGAUUCAGAACUAUGAGAGAUGCAGCCGAAAUAGUCAUCAACAAUCCAACACUUAGGAGCAUAACUUAUGUUUCUUUCUUCCAAGAGUUGGGAAUGACAGGCAUCACUAGCGUCCUAAUGUUCUAUUUGAAGGCAGUUUUUGGAUUUGAUAAAAACCAAAACUCAGAAAUCUUGAUGCUCGUCGGUAUAGGUUCGAUUUUCACUCAGAUGUUGGUGCUACCACUUAUAAAUCCACUGAUUGGGGAGGAAGCUAUAUUAUGCUUGGCAAUACUUGCAUCAGUAGCUUAUGCAUUGUUCUAUGGCUUGGCAUGGGCAGCUUGGGUAGCAUUCUUGGCUGCUUCAUUUAAAGUCGUAUAUGUUUUAGCAAGACCUGCAAUUUAUGCAAUUGUCUCCAAAGCUUCGAGCUCAAGCAAUCAGGGGAAGGCCCAAGGAUUUGUUGCUGGCGUGGAGUCAAUAGCAAGUUUAUUGUCACCACUUGCGAUGAGUCCCUUAACCUCAUGGUUCAUUUCUAGUGAUGCCCCUUUUGAUUGUAAAGGCUUUAGCAUUGUUUGUGCCUCCAUAUGCUUGGUGAUAUCUUUGUGGCAUGGUUGUUGCCUACUGAAGGCCAAAGGACGUGAAAACGAGGAGGAUGACAUUGAGGAACCACUUUUGAACGAUGCUUAAAUGUUUAUUGAUAUAACAAUAAAUAGCUUUAUACCAACAAAUUGGAGAAUAUUAAUUCUCUGUUAUAUUAAUUUUUAUGUAAAUAAUAGAAACAUCCUCAAAUUUAAAUAUCAUUCGUUGCUCGGUCUUGGAAUUAUU